AUGGAAUGGGAAAACCAAACCAUUCUGGUGGAAUUUUUUCUGAAGGGACUUUCUGGUUACCCAAGGCUUAAGUUACUCUUGUUUGCGCUAAUCUUCAUAAUGUAUGUGGAUCUUCUGGGAAAUGGUACUCUCAUUUUAAUCAACAUCUUGGACCCUCACCUUCACAUCCCUACGUACUUCUUUCUGGGGAACCUCUCCUUCUUGGGCAUCUGCUACACCACCACCUCUAUUCCCUCCACCUUGGUGAGCUUGCUUUCAGAAAGAAAGACCAUUUCCCUUUCUGGCUGUGCAGUGCAGAUGUUCCUUGGAUUGGCCAUGGGAACAACAGAGUGUGUGCUCCUGGGCAUGAUGGCCUUUGACCGCUAUGUGGCUAUCUGCAACCCUCUGAGAUAUCCCAUCAUCAUGAGCAAAGAUGCCUAUGUGUCCACGGUAGUUGGGUCCUGGAUCAUAGGAGCUGUCAAUUCUGCAGUACAAACAGUGUUUGUGGUACAAUUGCCUUUCUGCAGGAAUAACAUCAUCAAUUAUAUCACGUGUGAAAUUCUGGCUGUCAUGAAAUUGGCCUGUGCUGACAUCUCAGGCAAUGAGUUCAUCAUGCUUACGGCCACAACACUGUUCAUACUGACACCUUUGUUAUUAAUCAUUGUCUCUUAUGCGUUAAUCGGUAUCUUCCAAAUUAGCUCUUCUGAGGGAGCAAUCAAAGCUUUCUCUACCUGCUCAGCCCAUCUGACUGUGGUCAUAAUAUUCUAUGGGACCAUCCUCUUCAUGUACCUGAAGCCCGAGUCUAAAAAGACACUUAAUUCAGAUGACUUGGAAGCUACUGACAAAAUUGUAUCCAUGUUCUGUGGGGUGAUGACUCCUAUGUUGAAUCCUUUAAUCUACAGUCUUAGAAACAAGGAUGUGAAGGAGGCGGUGAAACACCUACUGAACAGAAGGUUCUUUAGCAAGUGA
This is a messenger RNA of Rhinopithecus roxellana (golden snub-nosed monkey), 948 nucleotides long. RefSeq names its product olfactory receptor 13C2-like. Gene Ontology annotation, molecular function: olfactory receptor activity; G protein-coupled receptor activity. Gene Ontology annotation, cellular component: membrane. Lineage: Eukaryota; Metazoa; Chordata; Mammalia; Primates; Cercopithecidae. The record is from RefSeq and is a predicted model, not a curated record. Gene Ontology annotation, biological process: G protein-coupled receptor signaling pathway.